This is a messenger RNA of Arxiozyma heterogenica, 435 nucleotides long. It is a transcript of the gene SNA4, whose product is annotated as Sna4p. Bases 1 to 435 code for a protein of 144 amino acids. NCBI's taxonomy places the organism in Eukaryota, Fungi, Ascomycota, Saccharomycetes, Saccharomycetales, Saccharomycetaceae. The record is from RefSeq and is a predicted model, not a curated record. The transcript has a single exon. Gene Ontology annotation, cellular component: membrane.
AUGUGUUGCGUUAUCUGUUCCAUGUCAGACUGUAUUCUAUAUAUUGUUGCAGUAAUUUUUCCUCCUAUUGCAGUCCUAUUAAGAUCAGGAUUCUGCUCCUCAGAUUUAUUAUUGAAUAUUUUAUUAACUAUGUUAGGAUUUUUUCCUGGAUUAGUGCAUGCUUUUUAUUAUAUAACAAUUACAAGUCCCUUACGAAGACAGACUGAAUAUGUGUAUGUUAUUCAACAAGGCAUAGCUGAUAUUGAAAGAAAUGAUAGGAAUAAUUCAAGAGGAUAUGGUUCAUAUGAAACUAUGCAAGCACCUUUAAUUAGUUCUAACAAAAGUUCAAAUAACGUAUCCAUGAUUAGUGAAAUACCACCAAACCAAGAGUCUCAAAAUGGGGAUGCUUGUUCAAAUAAACAGAUUGCACCACCCCCAUAUAGUGAAAUAUCUUGA